Molecule: messenger RNA, 678 nt
Organism: Stegodyphus dumicola
Lineage: Eukaryota; Metazoa; Arthropoda; Arachnida; Araneae; Eresidae
Source: RefSeq, a predicted model, not a curated record
GAAACAUAAAUGUUCACUUUAGAAUUCAAAAUGGUAUCCAAGAUCAGCUUCUUUCUUACUUUAUUAAUAUUCAUCUCGGGAAUAGCCUGGGUGACUUGUGAGGAAAAAUGUGGUACCGAAACGUGUUCGGAAAAAGAAUGCUGUGUGCAGUUGAAGAACCGGCUCUCUUGCAGACCUUUUCAGAAAGAAAAUGAACCUUGUGGAUAUCCUUUCACAUGUUCUUGUGAGCCAGGCUUGAUAUGUGAAGAACAAGUAUUUACUUCGAAGUGCAGACUUGCUAGGAAUAUGACAGAUAUACCCGAUAAAAUCUUUAUAGAAAUUGAUACUGAAUUUCUUUCAUCAAUAGAAGGAAGUGAUGCUCCAGAAAAUCUUUCUAGUACGGAGUAUGUUGAUGGAGCAGAAAAAAAUAAAGAAGCACCUGCUGCAAAUCCUAAAACAGAUGAAGGAAAAGGUGGAAAUAACAGUGAAGAGGAAGAAAGCUCGAAAUUAAUAUACAUUCAUGGCUAGAUUAUUAUACAAUCAUGCCUAUAUAUUGCUUCAUAUUCUUGGAAAAUAAAGAAUUCUGAAAUUAAAUUUGAAAUUAGCUCUGAAAAAAUUAAAUAGCUGACAGCAAAGGAUGGCUUUGUCAGAUUUAUUUUCAUGUUACCUAUUUAAUUAUCUAUUAAAUAUCAAUUAUGU